AUGGCCUCUACAGAUUCAAUAAUCAAAAUUCCGUCUAUCAGAAAAGGGUCAUCCGAUCCGGAUAUGUCAAACAAAAUCCUCCAAGAAACUGAUAAAGAUAAAGAAUGGAUCGUUGAGAUUCGUGAUUUCCUCAUGCUUGACCUUGAGAAAGGCUACGACAUGCCGCUUUGCAUCUUUCAGGUGCCCAAGCCUCUUGUUGAUGUCAAGCCAGAAGCCUACACGCCCCAGCUGAUAGCAUUGGGACCUUAUCACCAUUUCCACCCUGAGCUCUAUGAGAUGGAACAUUACAAGCUUGCUGCUGUAAAGAGGGCAAUUAAGCCAAAAUUCCAGCUCUCCGAAGUUGAAAAACUCAUUGCAGAGAUCGUUAAGCAAGUACCUUCUAUCCGCAAUUGUUAUCAUGAUUUGACAGCUCAUAAUCAUGACAUCAUAGCUUGGAUAAUGGCCAUUGACGGCCUCUUCUUGCUUGAAUUGCUUACUACUUUUGCCAACAAAGAAGGAGAAAUUUCUCGUAAUCAGUCUAAUGGGAAAAAUCAGCCCGAGGCUUACGCCAUACUCAGAGAUGUAAUGAAGCUUGAAAACCAGAUCCCAAUGAUUGUGUUAAAAGAGAUCCUGGAAAAAAACUGCUACUAUGCUACUUCAUUCUCCAAGGAAAUCGUAUAUGAGAUGUUGAUGAAAUUUUGUGACGAGGUCUCUCCAAUCAAAUUGGAGUGGAGUACUACUCCACCUUCAGACAAAGUCUUAAAGCACCGACACUUGUUGGAUCUUCUGUACCAUUCUGUCACGUUUAAAAGGAAUAAUGGAGAUAAUGGAGAUCCACACCCCGGUUGUUUAACCAAAGAUCCCACCUUCAACCAAUCCAAGGAUUCCAAUCCCAACAGUGAACCAAUUCAUUUUACGGCCAUCUCGGUCCUAUUGAAGAAGUUAUCGAGUAUGCCAGCCAUGAAAAAGGUGUCUGAGUUCCUUACAGCCAUCCUCGGGUCCCUUUUCACGCUAUCCAUGACAUAUUUUAAUGAGAAGAAAGUUCUGAUUCCUUCAGCAUCGGAACUCUGCCGUGCUGGUUUGAAGUUCUGCCCCACCGAUGGUGGCACUGCCAAUGUAAGAUUCGAAAGCAACACCAAGACAUUUUACCUUCCUGUUAUCACUAUGAAGCGUACCUCAGAAGUGGUAAUGAGAAACUUGGUGGCAUACGAAACUAUGGCCCGGUCGAAGACAAAGUCAUUGAAUUUCAAACGAUACACUGAACUGAUGAGCGCGAUUGUCGAUACAAUCGAAGAUGUUCAGUUGCUUAAGAAUGCCCAAGUCCUUAUUGUCGAAAAAAGGAAUGCUACCAAAGUCCCUAAUGGCCAAAAAGAGGAAGCCAAAGGCCUUGACGGCGAUGUUCUAAGUGAUGCUGAGAUCGUAGAAAUCUUUAACGAAAUGACAAAGACAAUGGAGUCAAAAGAUUGGGUCGUCGACGAAGCCAUUAGAAAUGCUAACAAAUGUUACAAUAACACAGAGAAGGUGAAGGCAUAUAGGCUGAUGAAGAAGCAUAUUUACUCUUCCUGGAAGAUUCUUACGCUUUUAGCUUCUCUGCUGUUCUUGUUGUUGACGUUCUUGCAAACAUUUUGCGAUAUCUACAGCUGUCCCAUUGCAUUCCACACGAUCAAAAAAACAGGAAAUUAG
Messenger RNA from Durio zibethinus, 1662 nucleotides. Its product is annotated as putative UPF0481 protein At3g02645. The record is from RefSeq and is a predicted model, not a curated record. Lineage: Eukaryota; Viridiplantae; Streptophyta; Magnoliopsida; Malvales; Malvaceae.